This is a messenger RNA of Annulohypoxylon maeteangense, 3699 nucleotides long. RefSeq lists its product as uncharacterized. The transcript has 7 exons. The record is from RefSeq and is a predicted model, not a curated record. Bases 91 to 3477 code for a protein of 1128 amino acids. Gene Ontology annotation, biological process: proteolysis. Gene Ontology annotation, molecular function: serine-type endopeptidase activity. NCBI's taxonomy places the organism in Eukaryota, Fungi, Ascomycota, Sordariomycetes, Xylariales, Hypoxylaceae.
CUCAUCCCCGAUACAUUUUUUUUUCGCUCGCUGUCCUUUACUCUACCUCCACCUGAACACCUUCUAUAAUUACCUACAUUAGCCAGAGACAUGCCUAGUAGCGACAUAGAUGAUGAUGAGUUAUUCGGCCCUGAUGAAUCGGCCCAUAAUGAGCAGUAUGGGGGGCAGCUUACAGAAUCCGCUGAACUCAGCGAGGAAGAGAAAGCCUGGAAGGGUCAAGAGCUAGACCAGCAAUGCAAAGAUGUGUUAAACCUUCUCUCGCAAAACAAGAGACGGUGGGACAGCAGUGUCGGAAGCCAAGAAACCCCAAUUCUCGAAGAGUACAAAAAGCGAACGCUCGCUGAGAGAAAGGGGGAUAGCAAUGAGCCUCUUCGAGCGACAGCACUCCAUGUCCUUGCAAGAUCCAAAGCCGAGUUCUACGCGGCGCGAAAAGAUGUUUGUAAGCAGCUAAUACGUUAUCUCAUCGAGAAUCGGGUCAAAGACACGGACGAGCCUCAGUUUCCAGAUGGGAAAAAGAAAAUGUUAGUCCUCGAAGUGGCCUUAGUUUACGAAAACGACGAAUUUAUCGACUGUGUUGAAGAAUGCCUCGGGGACAAAUUUCCGGAUUUUUUACAUCUCCAAGAUGAUAACAAACGGAAUUGUCUACACCACUUAUUUGCUUGGCCCUUCGAACGGUCUGGGAAAAAGUCACUGCCGCAAAAGUCACCAGAAGACAAUAAGUUAUAUUUAAUUCAGUUGAGAAAACUUGCUCCCAAAGCCAAGCCAGAAACGCUUGCGUCUGCUGACAACGAAGGCAACACACCAAUUCAUUAUGCCAUGCACGUAAAGCAGUGCAACGAUAGGGGCUACGAAUACAUUGAAAUUGUACAGGACUUGAUUCUCAGGGCUGACGAAUUGAUGAUCAAGAAUAAGACUCUGUUUAAUAAAAAAGGGGAAUCUCCGAUCAUGUACUGUCGUAACGUUAUCAUCGCUGCUAAGGAAGAAAAGAAAAAGAAUGACGAGGCGAAGCAGAAAUCAGUACCUCCACCCACUAAAGAAGAGAAGGCCUUGAAUCAACCGCAAAGACCGGAAAGCCGGGCGGAAAGCCAAUUCGAUGGAAGUGGUUCCACGAAAAAAGCACAGCAGCUCGCAAGUCAAGGUGCCGCCUCGGGUAAUCAGUACGUAAACUUUGGGAUCCGAAAUCGCGACAAUCGGAAUUACGCCGUGGAAAAUCAAAUCAUGGGAAGUCAGGCGGUGACUAUGAAUACCUCUGCCACCUUAACCAGCCCUAGCCCCUUUCCAGAAGGGCAUCGGCUACAGAAAGCACCUACAAUCGAUACUUCCCAAGACAGGAUUUCGAUUCAAUACCAGUCUCAGAUGCCACCGCCUAGUAGAAAGCGAGGACCGCCGACUCCAAUUACAGCAUCAAAGGCUGGUCUAAGUACGGGGGGCUCGAAGCCAACUAGAGGGAACACAACGCCUCCGGCAACCACGGGCGCGAAAGCAGCUAAGAUAUUAUCUGACUUCCUCAAGGCGCACUAUACGGGGACAAGGUCGGACUUAGAUGCCCGUGAUCUUAUUUAUGGCAGAGGCGCCGACGGUUGGGCCACAAAUCUAUAUUUCGACGCAAGAGGCCUACAAGAUACCAAGAAGGUCUUAGAGCUAUUGGAUCGGAUGAAAGCCGGCGGGUUCAGCACCAUACUUUCGUAUGUCAGCAUCCCGGUUAUCCGUCAUGUCCCCGUUGUCCCUUCAGCGGCAGAUAAUGUAGACGUUACGAAUCCUCGACCUGGGCGUACCGAUCUCGUAGACGUAUUCAAUAAAUUGUACGACGAGCUCAAUGUAAGAGAGAUUUUGCGGCUAGAGGUCGAAGAUAGACAUAAACCAUCGCAUACAGAUGCCGCCAUAGAGAAAGCAAUCCAAGGGAGGGACUCGACAGUGGACCAGGCCAUGCGCAAGCCCAUUUCUAUCCACACUUGGGAUUGGCGUAAGCCUGAUUUGAGCACCGAUGUCAUCGCCUUCGCCGCCCCCACCAUCAAGGUAGUACACUUGUACUGGAGUGGCAAUCAGACUGUGUUAAAAGCCUGGGGGUGCAGUGAAGGCAUUCCCAGGUUACACUCGACAACUGGCGUGGAAAAGGUCGUCAUUCAUACCUCUCCAGGUCUCGAAACCAUAGAUAGGAUGAAAACGGCGAUCAAGCGAUUCAAAGAUGCGUUGAAGGAAACAUACCCAAAUGUGGAAUUUAUCCGCUCAAACUCAGGCAGAGAUAAUAAGGACAAGUUGAUGAAGGAGCUUCUACGUCGUGGAGAAUCACAGAAAGUGCAGAUUGAAUUCAUCUACAACAACCAGAUGGGCGAUUACUUUGCCAACAUAAAUACCGGCGAAGAGGCGUCUGAGUACAUCGAUGACGAUUCGACCGCAAAACAACAUGUUUGGGUCGACGCCAUGGACAGGUUUCGCAGUGCUUUAGCAUCGAUGAUACCGCAGGUACCCUCUCCAACAGAUCGAGUCAGAGUUGCGCUCAUCGAUGACGGAGUGAAUCUCGGCAGCGUCGACAUGUACGGUGGCAUUGUCAAUGUCAACGGUCUCAGUUUCCACCCCUCCGACCGCCAAACAGAAAACCCAUGGCACUAUUCCAGCGGCGGCCACGGCACCAUCAUGGCCAAUAUGAUUCUGCGCAUAAACCCGUGGGUUGACCUCUUCGUCAUCAAGAUCCACUGCGGCGUAGCCCACAACCACGGACGGACCAUCUCAGCCCACAGCGCCGCCGAAGCCAUCCGAGCCGCCAUCGACCUGAAGGUCCGGAUCAUUUCAGUAUCGUGGACCAUUAAAUACCGAAUAGCAACAGGAACUAGCUCAGCCCUAGAUGAGAGCGACCCAUCCAAACCCGCGAAAAAAGAUGCCUUCACCCAGCUUAGAGAAGCUAUCAACGAAGUGAAGAACAACGGCAUUAUCAUGUUUUGCUCAGCAAGCGACGACAUCCAGACCACCGCGAUGAAGGUACUCCCAUACAGCCAGCAGCCCGAGCAUAUCUUCCGUAUCGGCGCCGCGCUCUGGCUGGGGCAGCGCGAUCCGACGACGGAGACGCCGGAUCGAAUUGACUGGUACUUUCCAGGAAACCAAGUAGCCGAAGCCAAAAACCCACGCUCGCAAGCCCCAGUCAAAUACCACGACGGGUCCUCCGCGGGCACCGCUCUAGCCGCAGGCCUAGCAUCACUAAUCAUGUACCUAGCGCGGCUCCUACAAACCCGCCACGCCGAGACGAAAGAAGCAAAGCUCUUUAAGGAUAUCGCCAAGGAUCUAGAAGACAGGACGAAGAUGAAGCAGGCAUUAGACAUGAUCGGCAAGAAGGGAAACUACCAACAAGACAAGAAAUACCUGCCCGUAUGGGACAUCUUCAACCCAGCGACGGAGAUCCUGACGUCAGCCAGGGACGCGGGGCCGAAGUGGGAUGCGUUGAAGAAGUUGGUGAUGUCGCUUUGUUUGGAAGAUGGUAGAUAAUAAUAACAAGUACUGUAGAUAGUUUAUUUAAUAAUACCUAUACAAAAACCCCAUCAUCAUCCCAAGAAAACCAACGCUGACCUUGACACCCAAAACACCUCGCUUGUAAAAGUGCUAUAUAUAUACAAUUCCCUUCCCGUUUCCCCACAAUCUACCUAUAUAAAAACCUCGAAGGUUUAUCUCAUGCAAAACAUGCCAUGCCAUGCCUUCAAACGUAUGUCG